AUGGCGGCAGACAGUGCCAUGCCUUGCACCACCAGCUGCAUCCUGGCGAAUUUGGAAUCGCCCAGCCUACGCAAGAGGCCUUGCUGGCCCAUUGCCGCCGCCCUCAGCGCCAGGGCAGGUACCCGAUGCCACCCGCAGCACCUGUGGCUCCACAAAGGAUCUGAGGGCAGGCCUGGUCCUGGGCAGGUGCUCGUGGGUCGCUCGGGCUUGCCGGAGCUGGUGUUCACGCUGCCCACCCGGGAACACGGCAGCCUCCACGGGAGGAGGUGCUUCUCGAACCCAGGACUCCUCCAAGUCUCAGGGCUGGAGCAACGCCUGCAGAGGGAAGGGAGGGCGCAGGCGCCGAGGGCUGCGCAGUCGCGGCGCGGGCGGGAGGAUGGUGCCGGGGUCAAUGCCAAGAAGGAAAAAGAUAAUUUCACGUUCAUUGAAAGGUUCUCCAUUCCAGACUCCGCUGUAAAGAGUGCUCAAGAUUACCAACUGUGGUUCUGUCGUGGCUUCCAAGAAGCCCCAAACCUACUCCAAGAGCAUGAGCAUCCCUAUGACAUCAUAAUGAGAAACAUUCAAAGUAACGUCAGUCAACGACGACGACGACGACGACGGAAAUCAAGGAAGUGCACAGCUUUUCCUGCCCUGCCUGGGCUGUAUGUGGAACAACCAGAUCUACAGGGGCGAUUCAUCCUAAAGCCCAGAGACCCAGCAGGAAGCCAGAAGCAGAGCAAUACAGAGGAGCCAACAGUUAAGAGAAGACGGCCUUUCAUAUCCUGGCUGUUCCACAAGGGCUCUGUGCCUCACCAGGACCAAGUGUGCACAACCCCACCAGUUGUGAAGACAGGAAAACUCUUCGGAAAAGAUCUGACUGCCAUUUGUGAGGAUGGCACUCUACCUACAGUGAUUCUGGUAGGUCUCAUAUGGUUCUUCUCUGGCUGCCCUGAGGACAAAAUCCUGCUUCUCCUAAAUACCCCCCCUUCGAGUCUAUCAUCAAGUGGAGAAACAAGUGUGCAUCAAAUCAUUGGCUUAAGAAUAGGAAGGUAAGAGAGGGCUAUUCACCACAAACCGUGUAUUGGAAAAGUUGGAUUAAAUCACUUUACUGUAGUGGAAAAUCUGAUUACAAAUAAACAUUGCCUGAGGUCUCAGGGUUAAC
Messenger RNA from Peromyscus leucopus (white-footed mouse), 1141 nucleotides. RefSeq lists its product as uncharacterized. NCBI's taxonomy places the organism in Eukaryota, Metazoa, Chordata, Mammalia, Rodentia, Cricetidae. Bases 1 to 1032 code for a protein of 343 amino acids. Gene Ontology annotation, molecular function: GTPase activator activity. The transcript has 6 exons. The record is from RefSeq and is a predicted model, not a curated record.